Molecule: messenger RNA, 2747 nt
Organism: Closterium sp. NIES-67
Lineage: Eukaryota; Viridiplantae; Streptophyta; Zygnematophyceae; Desmidiales; Closteriaceae
Source: the annotation of a GenBank genome assembly
CACAACUCGAGUAUAAAUCGGGGAAUAGUCGGUCGGGACGUGGGAGGAACACCGAUCGCCGCGGUCGGCUGGCAGCAAGCCACAGCCGAAGCAGCAGCCGACGUAGCAGCCCCAGAAUCUCGUCGUCCUUGGAUCAGAUUCUAGACAGCAACAGCGCGGCAUGCGAGGGAGUUAGCAGCAUGCGGAGUAACAGGACCUCGUUUUACUCUGCGAAUAUUCCGCUCAUUUAGGCAAGCCGCUGACAGUCCAGACCGAAGCCGCCAAGUGGCGAACCCACGGUCCAGUGGCUUUCCUUUCAAUGCCUCUCCCUGCCGCUUGCCACGUCAUGCACACCGCAAGUGACCGACUCUCCUAAGAUUAGGCCCCCUGGAAGCCAGCUUCGGAUAUUACUAGGAGCUUCCUAUGAACUUAGCUUCAGGUUGUCCUGACAAAGCAUCCCCCGGCAGAACGGCUUUGUUUGGAGAGAGAAAAAACUGAAAGCCACUUGUUCUCCUGAGUCUCUCUACGCACAGACGCAAGCGCCUUUCUCUCCGUUGGAAUUUUAGCUUCGGUGGGGCGAGAAGCGAGAGACAGAUUUGAUACCCUGACGAGUCCAGUUAGUCGCUCGCGUCAAUGGCUUCCUCGUCGAUUCAUCUGGAGAACACCCACCUUCAGCCGCCGGCGCUGCUAUCAUUGAGACCAACGGCUAUACCGCUUUCUUUCUCGCCUCCCAAUGGCGCAAGAGGCUCGAGGGGGAUCAUCCCCCCGACGGGGAUCGCUAUUCUCCGUGGCGGGGAGAAGCCCCGGAGCGGUGCCUGCGCGGAAACCUGCGCGGAGUCCGCACGCGCGGAAGAUCGCCACGCGCGGAGUGGCAGUGGACCUUACGCAGGCUCUUCCCGCGUCUGCGCAACGAUUGGCUCCCCGGCGUCGGGGAAUAAUCAACACUCUUCCCCCCCCGAGAGUGCCACCGCCUCCCCCUCAGCUCCCCCCAAGUCCCGCAUUUCUUCGCGCGCCCAGAUGCGCGCCGAGCUGGAGGCCGUGCUGCAGGGGGACUCCCCCGCGGAGCCCCGCUCUUCACCCCGGGGGAAAGCUUCCCCCUCAACCCCCCGCGUGAUCUCCGCCGCCUCCGCCUCCGCCUCAGCCCUCCGCAACUCCCGCAAUUCGGUCUUUGAGUCGCCUGUAACGCGCAACUCCCGCAAUCCUCCGCGCUGCGCAAUGGAGGCGCUCGAGCUGGAGGCGCUGCAGGGGAAGCUUCGUAUCUUGGAUACGCAGCGAGAGCUGAGCGCCGUCCGAUGCGCGGAGUUCGUCAACCUGAUCCAACGGUCGUGGCCGUCUCUCGAGGAAUGCAAGCGGAACGAAUCGACGAACCCAGCAGCUUCGGGUGCUCCCGGGCCUGAGCUUCGGCAAUCUCCCGAGCUCCGGCAAGCCGAGCCUGGCAGAUCCGGUCUGCUGCCGUCACGGAGGGAGUAUCAUGGAAGAGAGACUACUACUACAAUUACUACUAGCAGUGGACCGAUCCCUAGAUCGAGAUCCGCCGUUUGCUGCUCCGCCAUACAUCGUUGCGGUAGCGGUGCAGCGUUGGAGGGAUCGGAGUCUCUCAAGACACCUGGUAGCGGUACUACUGGUACCGGUACAACCGAUAGCAGCAGCCAUACUACUGCUGCUGCUAAUCUGAAGAAGGACCUCAGCUUCUACGAAGAUUCUCGAUCUAACGGGACUAACCCUAAACGCGGUUUGCGCCGCGGUUCUCCUAAAUCUGGGUCUCGGAGCGCCGAGUUUCCGCUGCAGUCUACACUCGAAUCAAUGGCGCUGGAUUCUCUGUGCGAAUCAACGACUCUCGAUUCGCUCCGGUGUGGGAAGGACUCGUCGCAAACGGGAUCGCUGGCGAAAGGGUCGCAGUUGACGUCCGUCGCACGGGACGGAACGAGCAGGAGGAGUUCUCGCGGAGUGGAUUUUGAAGCUACGCGAAAUCUGCCUGGUUACCGCGAGCGGAGGUUGGGGAGAUCUUCGCUGAGGCGCCACGUCAGCGUGAACAGCAGCCUAGACGCGUUCGCUACGGCCGGUUGAUUCGUGGAAGGAGUAACCGCUAGCAGCCUACUCCCUGGCGGAUCAAGUGAUUCGUCGCAGCCGCGUUCGCCGGAUUUGCACUCGCCGGGCGGCAUAGAAAAGGGUGCUACGAUGUACUCCCUAUGCCAUGGUCCCACAGCAAUCGUCGUGCAAUGGCUAUCCCAAUGCCCUGGUAAUCCCAGUGCCAUGGUAGUCCCAGUGCCAUGGUAGUCCCAGUGCCAUGGUAAUCCCAGUGCCAUGGCAAUUCCAUUGCCAUGGUAUUCCCAGUGCCAUGGUCCCAUGGUAAUCCCAACCCCGUAGUAAAACCCCCAAUACCCUGUUCAUCCCACUGACAUGGUGCUCCCAACGCCAGGGAAUCCCUAUGCUAUGGUAUCUCCAAUACCAUGGUCCCAUAGCGAUCCCAAACCCAUAAUAAUCCUCCCAGCGCCCUGGUACGGUAGUCCCAACAGAAAGGUAAUCCUAUUGCCAGCAUAGUAUCCCUUUCCACUGCCCUUAUUAUCUCAUGCUCCAAAUAGCCAAGGGAUUGUUGGUGGUACUAUACUAUGUAUCUGUAGUUCAGCAAGUGGCCUCACAGAGCAACUGACCUGUUUGGCCAGAGGAGGACUGCAAAAGGCAGGGGGGAUAUCAGUCUUGGCUUCAUGUACCCAUAUGUUUCAAACACAAAUCAUAUAUUCAAUCUGUAAUAAUUAGUAUAGCGGUGC